UUGAGCGGUAGCGGCGCAACAGGAUGGCUUUCCCAAGGUUCCGCUCCUUCCAAGCACUCUUUCAAGAAGGCACUAUCUCACAGCUCAUANGCGGUCUCACAAUGCCUCCCGUAUACACCGAGCGUCAUGAGACGUGCGAUACAUACCUUCCGCGAAGUCCAGCCCCUCCGCACAUUCAGAAAAGAGCUUCAGGCAUCCCAAAGGACAGUGGGCUUCGUCCCGACUAUGGGCGCAUUGCAUGAGGGUCACAUCUCAUUAAUGCGUCAAGCCGCCGCCGAGAACACUGAUGUCUUCGUGAGCAUCUACGUCAAUCCUACUCAAUUCGGCGUCAAUGAGGAUCUGGACAGCUACCCGAAGACAUGGCAAGAGGAUAUGGACAAGCUACAAGCACUCAACAAGGAACUCAAGGCUAAGGAAGGGUCUGGAAGCAUUACUGCCAUAUUUGCACCCAUCACAAAGGUCAUGUACCCGACAUUGCCGCCAACAUCCGAGAUCACAGGUCCAGGAUCAUUCGUCACAAUCACGCCUUUGGGAAGCCUGCUUGAAGGUGCCUCACGCCCAGUCUUCUUCCGUGGUGUUGCUACUGUUUGCAUGAAGCUGUUCAACAUUGUCAUGCCUGAACGCGUUUACUUUGGACAAAAAGACGUCCAGCAGACGGUUGUGAUCAAGCGCAUGGUCAAGGACUUUCAUCUUGAUACCGAGGUUAAGAUUGGACCCACAGAGCGAGAAGCUGAUGGUUUGGCCCUGAGCUCGAGGAACGUCUAUCUAGGCGCAAGACGAAGGGAGGUGGGUGUGGUCUUGUCGCGUGCUCUCAAAGCCGCCGAGAAGAAGUAUUUGCAAGGAAAGCGUCUUCGUGCAGAUAUCUUAUGGCCUGCAAACGAGGUCUCGACAAGCAAGAUGAUGGAACAGGACGACUUGCCUCCAUCGAAGCGCGCGAGGGUUGAGGUGGACUACAUCUCACUGGCAGAUCCUGAUACUAUGGAAGAGAUUGAGGUUGUAGAUGCCUCUAAGGGUGCCAUCCUCAGUGGAGCUAUUAAGAUGCUACCUCUUGAGGAACCGCAAGAAGGAGAGGAUUGCGGUCUUGGUGGUGGCGCUGUUCCUGUCAGGCUUAUCGACAACAUUAUCCUACAGCCCAUAAACUAA
Molecule: messenger RNA, 1143 nt
Organism: Aureobasidium musti
Lineage: Eukaryota; Fungi; Ascomycota; Dothideomycetes; Dothideales; Saccotheciaceae
Source: the annotation of a GenBank genome assembly